GUUCUACCUAUUCACCAAACUCAAAACCUCCACCUCACCUCAUACAAACAACAACCUCCCUCCACAACCAUGGAAGCUCCCUCUAAUAGGCCACUUACACCACCUCUUAGGAUCACUCCCACAUAUUGCUCUCACAAACUUAUCCCAAAACCUUGGCCCAAUCUUUCACCUACGCCUCGGCGAAUUCACUUUCGUCGUAAUCUCCUCACCUGAUUUAGCUAAACAAGUCAUGAAAACCAACGACUUAUCUUUAGCAAACCGACCCAAGCUUCUGAGUGCUGAAAUAGUCGGAUACAACUACACCGACGUCAUCUUCUCCCCUUACGGUGAAUACUGGCGACAAAUGCGUAAAAUCUGCAUCUUGGAGCUGCUAAGUGCCAAGAAAGUCGGGUCUUUCAAGUCCAUUCGUGAUCAGGAGUCAUGGAGCCUCGUGGAAUGCAUGGUUAACAAAGGACCGGUGACAAUUAAUCUUACUGAGAAGAUUUUUUCUACAAUUAAUGUUAUUGCAACUCGGGUGGCGGUUGGAAGUAGAUGCAAGGAUCAUGGGAUGCUUGUUGAGUUGAUUGAACAGCUUGUGUCGUUGUCUGGUGGGUUUGAUGUGUGUGAUUUGUUUCCAUCGUUUAAAGUGCUGCAUUUGGUGACUGGAAUGAGGGGAAAGUUGAUGAGGAUUCAUAGCAAGAUUGAUAAGAUGUUAGACGGUAUAAUCUCCGACCACCAGGAGUGUCGUGCCGGUGGCGGUCGGACUGAGCAAAAUGAGGAUCUGCUUGAUGUUUUGUUGAGGCUUAAAGAUGAUGGAGGGCUUCAGUUUCCGUUGACUUAUGAUAACAUCAAAGCAGUAAUUCUGGAUAUGUUUGCAGCCGGUACAGAUACAGCUUCGGUGAUAAUCGAGUGGGCAAUGUUUGAACUAAUGCUAAAUCCAAGGGUAAUGCAUAAACUACAAGGAGAGAUUAGGCGGGUUUUCCAGGGUAAGAAAAAGGUUUAUGAGUCGGAUAUUGAAGAUCUUGAAUACUUAAGCCUAGUGAUCAACGAAACGUUGAGGUUGCAUCCCCCUAUUCCGUUAAUCCCUAGAGAGUGUCGGGAAAAGUGCGAAAUUGGUGGAUAUAAUAUUCCCGUGAAUACCAAAAUUACUAUCAAUAUAUGGAAAAUAGGGCGUGAUCCAGACUACUGGAAUAAUCCUGAGAGUUUCAUACCAGAAAGAUUUAGCGAGAGUUCAAUUGACUUUAAGGGAACAUAUUUUGAGUAUCUCCCAUUUGGCGCCGGAAGAAGAAUUUGUCCAGGCUUAACUAUGGGUUUGGCCAUUGUAGAGCUUGUUCUUACUAGGCUACUCUACCACUUCAACUAGGAGCUUCCAAAUGGAGUAAAUCUAGAGAAUAUUGAUAGAAGUGAGACUCUUGGAGCCACUCUAAAACUAAAAAAUGACUUGUACUUAGUUGCAAGUGCUUACAACACAAAUUUGUGACCGACAGUUAUGUUUUUAUGUUUGAUAUUUGAUAUUUGAUAUUGAUAUGUAUUGUUCCUUGAUA
Helianthus annuus (common sunflower) is the source of this 1523-nucleotide messenger RNA. Its product is annotated as premnaspirodiene oxygenase. Gene Ontology annotation, molecular function: heme binding; monooxygenase activity; oxidoreductase activity, acting on paired donors, with incorporation or reduction of molecular oxygen. The record is from RefSeq and is a predicted model, not a curated record. The transcript is spliced from 2 exons. Lineage: Eukaryota; Viridiplantae; Streptophyta; Magnoliopsida; Asterales; Asteraceae. Bases 230 to 1342 code for a protein of 370 amino acids.